Rubroshorea leprosula is the source of this 786-nucleotide messenger RNA. The record is from the annotation of a GenBank genome assembly. NCBI's taxonomy places the organism in Eukaryota, Viridiplantae, Streptophyta, Magnoliopsida, Malvales, Dipterocarpaceae.
CUUCCGAACAAAAAAUUAAUAGCCCCAAAAAACUUGUGUUUCUUUGUCUCCGAUCAAUCUGUUUCGCUAAUUAUUUCCCCGGCAGCGACGAUGAGUUCACCGGUAUCGAAGGGAGGCAGAGGCAAGCCCAAGUCCUCCAAAUCAGUCUCCAGGUCUCAGAAAGCUGGGCUUCAGUUUCCCGUCGGCCGUAUUGCUCGCUUCCUGAAAGCCGGCAAGUACGCUGAUCGCGUUGGUGCUGGCGCUCCUGUCUACCUCUCCGCCGUCCUUGAAUAUCUCGCUGCCGAGGUUCUGGAACUGGCCGGAAAUGCUGCAAGAGAUAACAAGAAGAAUCGGAUUGUUCCAAGGCACAUUCAACUGGCGGUGAGGAAUGAUGAGGAAUUGAGCAAGCUCUUGGGGACUGUUACCAUAGCUAAUGGAGGUGUUUUGCCCAACAUUCAUCAGAAUCUCUUGCCCAAGAAGGUGGGCAAAGGGAAGGGCGAUAUUGGAUCGGCUUCACAAGAAUUUUAGAUUUAAAAAACUUUUUUUCCUGCUGCUUUGGCAUUUCAGAUUGAUUAUUUUUCCUGUAAAUUCAAAAUUUCAAGUUUCUGAGUUGGAUAUGAGUUUAUAAUUAACUCUAAAUUUUGUCAUAUUUUGCUCUCUAGUUUCUUUCAAUACAAGAGGGCAGUGAUCUUCCUCACUGAACUUGGAUGAACAGUCCUUGGCCUGUAUACACCCAUCAGGUCCCCAGCUAAGCUGUCUGCAAUGCUCCCUGGGGUGGGGUGUUGACAAUAUAUACUCAUUCUAUCU